This is a messenger RNA of Drosophila guanche, 996 nucleotides long. RefSeq names its product trypsin-1. Gene Ontology annotation, molecular function: serine-type endopeptidase activity. Gene Ontology annotation, biological process: proteolysis. Lineage: Eukaryota; Metazoa; Arthropoda; Insecta; Diptera; Drosophilidae. The record is from RefSeq and is a predicted model, not a curated record. The transcript has 2 exons. The coding region runs from base 103 to 873 and encodes 256 amino acids.
AAUAUUCUAGAAGUUUCCCUUUGGUCUGUCUGUACUGCAGCGUUUCAUAAAUAAGAUUCGUUUUCAGGGCGUAACAUCUAUUAUUUAUAAAUCGGCUAAACGAUGUGCAAGUUAACGACAGUGCAAAUUUUUUUUCUUCUUUAUAGUUCUUGCUUAGCUUUUAAAGAAAAUCUUUCCAAACCUCGCAUAGUAGGCGGAUUUUCUACCGAUAUUGUUAAUGUACCAUAUAUAGUAUCCUUGCAGUUAUACGGCAACCACCAUUGUGGAGGCUCAAUAGUAAAUAAUCAUACUAUUGUUACAGCGGCCCAUUGCCUUGCGGGAAUACCACGGCGCUUACUUAAAGUCAAAGUAGGUGGAACCACUAGUGAUCCUGCGGAUGGACAGCUUUUCUCGGCAGCUUCAAUUCAUUAUCAUGAAAAAUGGUCUGCCUCGACAAUGGAUUAUGACAUUGGAUUAAUACGAUUAGCCAAUGAUUUAACAUACUCAAGAAAAAUAAAAGCUAUUGGUAUGAAUCACAAACGCAUACAAGACGGCUCAUUUGCAACCAUUUCCGGAUGGGGCUUUACAACUGAUAACGGUGCCAGUUCAAAAGUUUUACGUUUUGCCCGAGUGCCAAUUGUUAAUCAGACAGUUUGUACAAAUUUACUUGGAAAUAGAGUUACGGAACGUAUGAUUUGCGCUGGAUAUCUGAGCAGUGGUGGCGUGGAUGCUUGUCAAAUGGACUCCGGCGGCCCUUUAGUAGUGCGAGAGAAAUUGAUUGGCAUUGUAUCAUGGGGAAUUGGAUGUGCUUUAACGAAUAGGCCAGGAGUUUAUGCACGAAUUGGAAUUUUGUUCCCUUGGUUUGAUAAUCUUAUGAAGAUUGAAAAAGAUUAGCAUCAAUUUAGAUUCUUUAAGCAAUAGUUAUUGAUUAUAAUCAGAGCGCAACCGCAAGAAAUUUAAAAUGUAAGUAGUCGAGAGUAUAGAUAAGAAUAACGAAACAAUUAUAUUUAAAAUGAA